Messenger RNA from Carassius carassius (crucian carp), 6297 nucleotides. RefSeq names its product constitutive coactivator of PPAR-gamma-like protein 2. NCBI's taxonomy places the organism in Eukaryota, Metazoa, Chordata, Actinopteri, Cypriniformes, Cyprinidae. Bases 994 to 4137 code for a protein of 1047 amino acids. Gene Ontology annotation, cellular component: nucleus. The record is from RefSeq and is a predicted model, not a curated record. The transcript is spliced from 16 exons.
CUGAACCAAUUUCCCCUAUCAAUUUUUGAAUGAAUUGUUCCUUCAGGAUAUGGUAUGCCACGGGUCUGUCACUUUACUGUACUGGUAGUUGUAGUCUUUUACUCUACAAUCCAAAUACAUUUUCAGACGCAAAGAACUCCAUCCCCCAGACACCAGGCCCAUCGCUCCUCCCACUUAUCUCAGCUCGCCUGCCCUCCCACUUUCUGUUGGUCCGCGGGGAAGUCGCAAGAUGGCCGACGUCGCGUGAAAGUAUGUUCCUCUCCUCAACAUGAAGUCGUGAGUGAGACAGAGAGCGAGGGAGCUUACGUCGGGCUUUUGUUUUUGUUUUAUUUUAGUUGUUUUACUUUAUUUUCCCCUUAAUUAUUCAUCUCAUUCCGAAUCGCGGCAGCCCCCGAUUUGUCUCGACUAGUUUGACGCGUCAAUCACGCCGGGAUCUCGGCUAUCUGGCUAACUGCGCGAGCUAGUCUGUUAGCCACAAACUGUAGCUCUUAUAACUGUCAUCCAUCACAGGUCAUACUGUUUUACUAGCAGCUAGAGUUAGUUUUGAAUCACCUAACGGUUAUGUUGGAUAGCAACGGUGUAGUUGUUGUUUAGUUUGAAGCUAGAAAGGUUACAAAUAGGAUUAUACUUUGAUGUUACCAACAUUGUCGACAUCCUAACUUUAGCGUCCGCGCCGUUAUCCUCAUCGUUACGUUGUAGACCGUGCAACACUAUAAUUGAUCAAAACAGAGAGACUGUUGCGGGAUUACACUAUUGACACAGUAAGGAAUGGACACUGAUUGCACUUAAACGACCAAACGUACAAAAUAGCCACGCGUAUCUGAAAUCUUACAGGGGGUCGGUCGGCACUUGCUUUUGUAGGAUAAUUUGACGUUACCAGACAUUUCAACUCUUUAGUUAUCCAAGUAUAACCGGACAGAUCUAGUUCUGAGCACACAACCUAGAAAUCAGCUUCUUAACAAGAUUCAUCCAUCUCACGCGAUCAGACACAAUAUGGGAGUGCAAGGGUUUCAGGAGUAUUUGGAGAAACGCUGCCCUGGGGCGGCUGUUCCAGUAGAUCUACUCAAGCUCGCCCGAACCGCAGGCCGUCAGCCCCCACACCUCCACCACCCUCACCCUCACCCUCACCACCACCAUCCCCAUCAUCCCAGCUCGCUGCCUCCGCCUCCCCCGCCAGCGCGCAUUCUGGUGGACGCGGACUCCGGCCUUCAGCGGCUCUACGGGGGCUACCAGACCGACUGGGUUUGUGGAGGCGAGUGGAAUGCAAUGCUCGGCUAUCUGGCGGCGCUGUCCCAGGCCUGUCUGUACCAAGGCGGACUGGAGCUGGUGGUGGUGUUUAACGGUACGCUUGGGAAGGACCGCUGGCCGGAGUGGGCGCGGCGGGCGCAGGGGCAGCGACAGACCGCACAACUCAUCGUCAACCAUGUCGGAAGCAAGGCGACGCCCCCCCCGCGGGCCUGGUUCCUGCCCCCGGCCUGCCUGAGCCACUGUGUCCGCCUCGCCAUGUUCCGGUUCCGCGUGCGGGUGGUGCAGACCCUGGAGGACCACCAUCAGGAGGUGCUAUCCCUGUACAGAGACUAUGGUUUUCAGGGUCUGAUUGCACAGGACUCAGAGUUUGCGCUAUGCAACGUUCCGACUUAUUUUAGCUCCCACGCUCUCAAGCUCUCCUGGAAUGGCAAGAAUCUGACCACUCACCAGUACCUGCUAUCAGAGGCAGCUCGCCAGCUCGGCCUCAAGACCCAGCACCUGCCCAUCUUUGCUGCUCUUCUUGGUAACCACAUUCUGCCAGAUGAAGACUUGGCUGCCUUUCAUUGGAGUCUGUUAGGCCCUGAACACCCUCUUGCCUCCCUAAAGGUAAGGGCUCAUCAGUUAGUGCUCCCUCCAUGUGAGGUUGUUAUUAAGGCUGUAUCUGAGUAUGUGGCAUCCAUCAAAGAUCUUGGGAAUUUAGAGUCGGUGGCCAAGGAUGUUUUCAAGCAGUCACAGUCACAAACUGAAGAUAAAAUUGAGAGGUUUAAGAAGGCAGUGGAAUACUUUUCAGCGGCCAGUAAACCAAGACCUCUCUCCAUGGGACCUUCUCCUUACCUCUUUCCUGGCUUUGGGCCUAGUCAGUUUAGCGGACCUCCAGGCCACAUGGGGGCAAUGCAGCCUGUAAAAGCUCAGUUUGGUCCACCCCAGGUGUCAGGUGUUAAGGUGCCUUAUCCAGGUGGGCUCUACGGACCCAGCCUUGCCAGUGGUCCAGCCCUUUUAUGCCAGAACCCAACUCAGCCUCUGCAGGACUGUAAUGACACACUAGUUGGGAAAAUGGGCUUUGCUGAUUGGUCUGCUCCAUAUGAUUCCUCUCAAGGUGGCAGCCGACAGCCCAAUCAUCACACUGCUGCUCCUACAGGCCCCUCCCCCUCAUCAUCAUCGUCUUCAGAUGGGGAGGAGCAAAAUGACACCAGCACUAAUCAUUUGGCUGACAAGUCUACAAGAUGGGAAGAUCCCAGUGGAAGGGGCAGCAGUGGCUCUGGAGACGGGCACCAUGGUAAUGGAAGUGGGCCGUCCAUUCCAUCAUUGCUGUCCAUGCCAACUCGGAGUCACAUGGACAUCACAACGCCACCCCUUCCACAGGUCAGUGCCGAGGUGCUGAGGGUGGCAGAACACAGACACAGAAGAGGACUCAUGUAUCCACAGAUCUACCACAUCCUGACCAAGGGGGAGAUGAAGAUGCCAGUGUGUAUAGAAGACGAGUGCAACCCCGACCUUCCUCCUGCUUCCCUACUUUUCCGUUCUGCCCGCCAGUAUGCCUACGGGGUGCUUUUCAGCUUGGCUGAGACCCAGCGGAGGCUGGAGAGACUGGCCAUGCGCAAGCGUAGUCCAAUUGACGUGCCUCCAGUGAUUGUAAAGGAGUGGUGUGCCAGUAAAGCUAAAUCUGCCCUGACCCCAGAGCUCGUUCCAGCCCUUUGUUUCCGCGAGUGGACGUGUCCCAACCUGAGGCGGUUGUGGCUGGGCAGAGCGUCUGAGGACCGUAGCCGCCGUACACGAGCCUUCCUAGCCUGCAUGCGCUCUGACUGCCCUGCCCUGCUCAACCCGACCUGUGUGCCAUCUCACCUGCUGCUCAUGUGCUGUGUGCUCAGGUAUAUGAUGCAGUGGCCGGGUGGUCGCAUUCUUCAGCGCCAUGAGCUUGAUGCCUUUUUGGCUCAAGCUGUGUCCAACCAGCUCUAUGAGCCUGACCAACUUCAGGAACUCAAGGUGGAGAAGGUGGAUAACCGUGGGGUGCAGCUGGCCUCUCUGUUCAUGAGUGGAGUGGACACUGCCUUGUUUGUGAAUGAUGUAUGUGGACAGCCCUUGCCAUGGGACCACUGCUGUCCUUGGGGCUUUUUCGAUGGGAAGUUGUUCCAGAGCAAGCUAGCUAAAGCCACCAGAGACAGAGCCUCCUUACUUGAUAUGUGUGAAGGCCAGGAGGAGCUGGUUUCGAGAGUGGAGAAGAUGCGCCAGUCCAUUCUGGAAGGCAUCAACCUGUCCCGGCCGCCUCCCCCACCUCCACCACUGCCACCCCCUGCAUUCCUCCCCCCUACCAUGGUGCCCCCUUUCUACCCCAUGCAUCCUCUAUACCCUCCUCGCCCCCUGGGCUCUAUGCCUCCUCCUCCUCACCAUCACCACCAGCACCGGCCCAGGGCCUUCCCAGGAUUCCAGUCUAUACCUCCCCAGGGUGGCAAGCUGGAAAUAGCUGGCAUGGUUGUUGGUCAAUGGGCUGGGAACAAACCAGUCCGUGGCAGAGGCAAUAUGCAGGUGGUGUCAGUUGGAGGAAAAGGGGGUAAAGAAUUGACACUGAAAGGAAGGGGAGGGAAGAAAGUGACCACCAACAGAACACAGACUCUGUCCUCUUCACCACCCUCCUCCAGCCCCCCGAAACUCACUGAAGAUGCUAAAGUGGUGGAGCGGCCCACGGAGGGAAUGGGGACCGUGUCGCAGCAGCUGAACGGCAGCUCUUCAGGAAGCGCCACUGGUCAAGCUCUUGACCUGCCACCACUGGCCCAGCCAAUCCAGUGUGCCUUAGCCAGCAGAGACAACCAGUCAGGAGAUGGGGUGGAGGUAGAGGCCUCUUGUUGCCUUGAUGACUGCCCAUCAGAUGGUGCACUACAGAAAGAGGAGUAAUUACAUCCCAUAAUGUAAUAAGAAUGAGAGAGUGAGAGGGAAUGAUCUAAGGUCGACUGCCUUUUCUUUGCAAAAUUGAAUAUUUAGGGCACAGUAGCCACUUUGUGUUGUCAUGGUGUAAUUUAUGAUGCUGCGCAUGCUGGAAACGACAGCUGGACAGUGUCAGGAAUGCGGUCUAUGUGUCACCUUAAGAGCCGGGUCUGGUUUAAAACUGAGUGAGUUUAAAUCACAACCCUUCGCCCAAACUGAAUCUUCGGAUUCUGGACCUCAUCCUUUCCACUGGCCCAUCAAUGUUGUAGCAUCGUGAAAAGCUCUCAAGUCUUUUUAUUUCGACACCUUUUCUUUUCAGACCUUAGUACAUUGACGUUGACCUUAUAUGUAUGAUUGCCUAAAAUAGCUACGAGAAACCCGAAUUGCCCAAAGUGUAUUUGAAAAUUGACCUAAUCGAAAUACUUGCACGUGUCAAGUAGCACAGAAGCACCUGCUCUAAAGUUUCCACCACACAGCAAAGAAUCACACUAUUUUGUACUACACAUGGCUGUGUCUGCAGUGUACCACAUAGGGGAGGAUUCAAAUCAACACUGCCCUGAAUACAGUAGACGAGUGGAAACUGACGGAGAACACUGGUUGUAUUUGUAUGUCACAGUGUGUAUUCACACACACAUGGUAGUCCUUUUCUUUUUUUUUUUUUUUUUUUUUUUUUUUUGCAUUUUAUCUUAUCAAAGAGUGAUUUACAUGUGGAGAAGUUGCUAUUGUCUUCAGCACAGGGGCCACGGGCGGCCCGAGAAGUCCAAGCUCAGAGAGGCGUACGAGUAACGACGUGUAAAUUGAAGGGAAUGAUUCGUACAGGUUACAAUCUGCAUCGCCUAGCUAGCUCUCCUCUGUUGUGUUCUCUCACAUGUAGACAAUCUUCUUUUAGGCCCACAUCCCCUUGAAGAUUCACAGCAGUACUCGAGUAGUUCUAAAAUCAAAAUAUUUAAAGCACCUUAAGCCUAAUAUUAAAUAUAUGCAACCCCCCUCCACCUCGACUGAGGAAGAAAUACCCUUCAAAAUUGAUUGUAUUGUAAUGUAAAGCACUUAAAAUAUUAUUUAUGAUAGUACUGCGCUAAAUAGUUAAUUGGUUAAUGUUAAGCAGCAGGCCAUCAUUUCUUUUGACAGUUUAACUGUCCAGAUACACUUUACCUUGCGUGUUGUUUACCAGUAUGACGUACAAAUCGACACCAACGCAUUUGAAUGUGAGAACGGAGUGCGUGGAAAGCUGCACUUGGUUUUAAAACCUAAAAUACACUGGGUUGUCCUCGAACCAGGAUAAAGAAAAAUCGAGGCCUCUGGCAGAGUUAGGGAGGAAGCAGUGUGUUCGGAGAGAACCGUGAUACUGUUUGACAUCCCAGCCGUUUGUAUAUAGACCCAAAUGUACAUGAUCCUGUUACGCAAUGGCGUAAUUUAGGGGAGUGAUUUUAUCAGUGGUUGAGAAUGCACACAGUCCCUCAGACAAACCUGCCAUUUGAUAUCUCUCUGCUUCACAACAUUUUGCUUUUGGAUUUUAGCAGCUCUUUUUUUUUUUUUUUUGGCCCCUCGUUCAUGUCUUCUCUGUGCCUUGUGCAUGUGUACCAUGUGGAUGCUUUUUUGUACAUGUGCAUUCUCCCACCAUCGCUAAAAUCAUUGUAGUUUUGUUACGGUCGAAAGAAAUGAAUCGAACGAACCUUAGGAUUAACUUUUAUUGUGACAGUCAUUUAAAAAAAAAAAAAAAAAAGUGUGCUUCACCAGACUGUUUCGUGAUCAGUUCGUCUCGUCUUGUUUUUGUGACAGUCCUAUGAACUCAUGCACUUCUAUGUUCAAAACAUUAUUUCUAUUGAGGCGAAUAGGCUUUAAAAUGAUAACGAAUGAAACACAUUGGAAGAUUAAAGCUGCGCUUGCCGUUAUAUUGACCAUUUUGAAUCAGAUGGUUAGGAGAUUAAUUUUACUUACAUGUUAAUGUUUUAAAUGCAUUUUAAAAACAAAAUACAUGUUUUGUACCAAUGAUUUUUUGGACAUAAUGAAUGAGAAUUUAAUUUUAAGAAUAACUAAUACACGUGAGAGGCUAUUGCAUUUAAUCAUAGUUUAAGAUCUGUACAAUUGACAAUGUCAGGAUUAAAUCACAGCUUUCUAUUGAAGUUAUAA